Panicum virgatum (switchgrass) is the source of this 1649-nucleotide messenger RNA. RefSeq names its product elongation factor Ts, mitochondrial. The transcript is spliced from 9 exons. The record is from RefSeq and is a predicted model, not a curated record. Gene Ontology annotation, biological process: mitochondrial translational elongation. Lineage: Eukaryota; Viridiplantae; Streptophyta; Magnoliopsida; Poales; Poaceae. Gene Ontology annotation, molecular function: protein binding; translation elongation factor activity. Bases 176 to 1315 code for a protein of 379 amino acids. Gene Ontology annotation, cellular component: mitochondrial matrix.
CGAGCCGAGCCUCAGGCAUCUCUGCUUCUUAAACCCUUUCCCUUCUCUCGGACUCUCUCCUCCCUCCCUUGCUCGUCUUUCCCUGGCGGCGACGACUGGGCAAGCGGCGGCGCCAUUCGUCACGUCUUCGCCCAACCCUUUGCCGGCGACCAGCAUCGACCAGUAUAUUCUGAGGAUGGCUUGGGGUCAAGGUGCUAGAAAGCCCAUAUUGGGGCUUGUGUUUCGUGCUCAACAGCAAGCUGCGAGGGGAUACUCUUCUUCAGCAUUCAAAACUCGUCUAUUGGGCACUCUUGUUCCCCAAAAUGAUAUGUUUCCUAGGAGAUUCAGCUCUCAAGUGUCUUCUUCAGAGCAAAUGAACCUUAUUAAACAACUCCGAGAAAGAACGAGUGCUCCAAUCAAAGAUGUGAAGGCUUCCUUGGUUAGCUGCGACUGGGAUAUUGAGGCUGCACAGAAAGACCUGCGGAAGAGAGGAGUGGUUCUUGCUGCCAAAAAGUCUUCACGGACUGCUGCUGAAGGUUUGCUAGCUAUUGCACAAGAUGAGAAAAGGGCGGCUGUGAUUGAGCUUAACUGUGAAACUGAUUUCGUAGCAAGAAAUGAUGUUUUCCAGUACCUGGCUUCAUCAGUGGCAAAGAUGGUUUUGUCUGCUCAGGGUCCUGGUCAAUUAUUUUUGCCUUUUGAUCCUGAAUAUUUGGAGAACAUGUCUAUCAAUCUAGAUCAUCCUAAGCUCAGUGGGGAAACAACUGUCCAAAGUGCUGUAACAGAAGUUGCUGCCAUGGUUGGAGAGAAUGUAAAACUCAGAAGAGGUUUCAUAUUAUCAACAACUGCACAUGGUGUAGUUUCAUCUUAUUUGCAUACCUGUCCUCAGCCAGGUUUGGGUCGUAUUGCUGGAUUGGUCACACUAGAAGCAGAAGAUAGCAGUGCUUCCCUUGAUGCUCUCAAGACAGUUGGGUCGUCAAUUGCAAUGCAUAUUGUUGCAACAAAACCAUUAUUCUUGUCAAAAGAAUUGGUUUCUCCUGCGGCUAUAGAAAAUGAACGUGAAAUACUGCGAACUCAGGCUGAAAGUUCUGGGAAAUCCCAAAUGGCUAUGGAUAAAAUGGUGGAAGGUCGAUUAAGGAAGUACUUUGAAGAGGUUGUUCUCAUGGAGCAAAAAUAUGUUCUCAAUGAUAGCACAAACAUUAAGACCGUGCUGAAUAAUUUGUCAAAGGAGGUUGGUUCUAAAGUAACAAUUGGUAACUUUUUUAGAAUGCAAGUUGGUGAAGGAAUCGAGAGACCUGAAGAUGCUGCUGGGUCAGAACCCGUCGCUCACUCUGCAUAGGUUUAAAGCAGAUAUGAAUCAAAUGAGACUGUUAGGGUGUACGUGAAGAUCCCUGUUUUUACUUUUUAGAUAUUUUGCUUUCCCAAGAAUUUUUGGGCUAUAAUAUCUGUCCAGGGCUGUAUCCUUCUAUAGAUGCUGACCGAUCAUUUAGGUGUUUGCAGUGAAAUUUUCCCAAAAGCUUAACUGAAUUAAGCUGAAUAAUAAUGCUUUUACCAUAGCCAUGUAUCCAUACAUUUUGAGACCUGCAAAACUGCACAAUUCAGUUGCAACCAUGUAUGAUUGAAUCACAUUCAGAUGGUAAGAAAUCAGAACAGAAUGGUAGUUGGUACUAUUA